AUGAAAAAACAAAGAGUAUAACAAUAAUCAAGAUUUCCUAUGACAACUAGACCUUUGUAAACAUUUGAUUUAGAAACUGAAGAAUAAAUAGAAUAGAGAUUCAGUGAAUUUUUGAAUGAAGCUUAAAAUGAAACAAUAAAAUUAGUAACAGUUGAAAAAGGUAAAUAAAGAAGAUUGGCAUUUAAUCCAUAUAAAAAGAAGACAAUUAAGGAAAGUUAAAUGAUUGAAUAAUCAUCAUAUGAUGGUGAUAAUCAAUCUCGUGCAGAUGAAAUUAUUGAAUUGGAGCAAAAACCAGAAAAAAAAAUUAGUAAAAAACAUGAGGAAUUUUAUAAAUUUUUUGUCGAUCGUUAUUUUCAUAAAUAGGAAGUGAAAUAAUCUGCUUCAACUUAAACUUUAUCAAAUGAUGUAAACUUUUUAGUCAAUAGAUAUGGAGAUGUAUUCUUAAUAAUGUAAUUUAGUUUUUAUAAAAUUCGCUAAUGUCUAGUCUAAUUAUUGAUACCCUAAAACAUAAAUUUUAGAAUUAAAUUCCAAUGUAUGAUCAUUUUGGAACUGCAUAAAAAAUUUUACAAUCAUUUAAUGUCUCUGCUGUUACUUUAUGUAAUAUGAAAAGUGCUGAAGAAAGAUAAACUUAUUUGAUUAAUAGUUUUUAAUAAAAAUGUGAUUCUUUGAUGAAUGAAUGGGUUCUCAAAAUUGCAAAGAAAGAUAAACAACUUCAAUUAGUAGAUAAAUAAUUUACACUUACACGUAUGAAAAAUAGAAAAGAAUAAAAUGAUUUAUUUAAAUGGUUGACAUUAAAAACUAAAUAUUAGGUACUUUAAAAAAAACUAAGAGAAAUGUUAAUGGAGAAAAUCAAUGAAUAUGAAAAUUAAAUUAAAAUUGCUGAAGCUAUAAGCUAAAAUAAAAAAGUAAAUUUAAUAGGUAUAGAAACUAUAUAAACUUCACAAAUUGUUAAAAAUAAUAAUUUUUAUGCUCAAAGAAACUAAGAUUUGUUAUAAUGGAAUCCACUACUUGAAGCUAAAUUUUAAAAAGAAAGACUAAAAGCUUAAUAUGCAUAUAAUUCAGCGAUUGAUUCAAGCAAUUUCAAUUAAGUAGCUUUUAUGUAAAUUUUUGAUUAAGUUAAAAUUGAUGAUCCAAUUUAUUUAUAAAGAGAAGUCAAAAUGUAAAAAUAUAUGAAUGGAGAUUGGUUAACACCAUAAGAAAUGAAAUUUUUAGCAAAUACAUCAGAAUUAUUGAAUAAAUGUGUUGAUUAGAAAUAAGUUAAAAAAGUUGUAUAGCAUAUAAAAGAAAAAUAACUUUAUGAUUUAGAAAAUUAUUUAGCUUAAUAGAUUAUUUAGAAUCAUUAGUCACUUAAUUGUUAAAUUUAAUAAGCUAGAUCUAUUUGGUUAAAAGAUAGAACAAAAUAAAAGAAAAAUUAAAUUAAAUAACAUGAUUAAUAAAUAUAAGAAAAAAUCAAGCAUAAUAAAAUAUUAAAAGAACAUGAUAAGAAAGUUAAGAAACUUUAAAGAAUUUGUAAGAAAUUAGAAGAAAAUAUUUCCAUUAAAGAUUAAGUAUAUAGAAAUUUUUUUGCUUUAAUUUUUGUUAGAAAAAUAAUAUAGAAAGUAGAGUAUUAUAGAUUUCUUAAAAUGGAGAAAAGUAAUAUUUUUGUGAAAGAAACACUUGCAGAAUAAGAAAGAAGAAGAAUUCAUAAAGAAAGAUUAAAAGCACUUUCAUAACCAUACAAUCAUGAAGAAGAUAAAAGAAGAAAAUAUCAUCCAUCUUCAAAAGUAGGAUUUGUUCCAACUCAUGGUAUGACUGCUGAUGAUUGGGAAAGCACAGAGGGUUAAAAAUUAGCUGAAAGAAUUAAAAUAUUAAAAUAAAAAGAAAAUUAAUAUAGAUUAGGAGUAUUAACAAUAGAUAAUAAUAAAAAAGAAAAUUUUGUUAAAUUUUAUUCGUCUGGACCAAAUAAAGCAUUAAGAUAAGAUCCAAUUUUUGAUCCAAUUAAUCCAAAUGAACCUCCUAAAAUAAGUGAAAAAGAAUUAAAUUCAAUUAUUAUGAUUUAAAGAGCUAUUCGUAAAAGAAUUGCUUAUAAAAAAUUAAAAAACUAUAAAGAGUUAUUUUUUUAAAAUAAACUUCGAAUAUAUCAAGAAAAAUUAUCAAGAUUAAAUUCAGAAAAAGAAUUUUCAUCAAAUGUUAAAGAAAUCACAGUAUAAUUAAUAUCAAAACCUUAAAUUAGAAUAAAGACUUCAUCUAACAGAGUAAAAUCUGAAAUUUCAUUAACAAAAUCAAUGAGAACAAAAUUAAAAACAGAGGAGACUGCAGAACCUUCAUCAAUUGGAUUUGGAAGAUUAGGUAGAUUAAUAACAACUUAAAAUUUAUCUAAAGUAAAAGUUAUGCUUGUUAAACAUGAAAGACUUCUUAGAUAUUCAAAAUUGAAUUAGCCAAAUCAUAUUUUAAAAUCAGGAUUUUAUUAUACAUAAGAUGACAUAGAUGUUAUGGAUUAAGAUGGAAAUACUGCUUUAUAUUAUGCUUCUAUGCAUGGGAACAAUAUUUUAAUAGACUUUAUGCUAAAACAUGGAGCUAAUCCUAAUGUUUUAUGUAGUGAUGGAACUCCUAUGCAUAUGGCAGUUAAAUCAAAUAGAAUAGAUGUAAUUUAUAAUAUAUUCUUAAGGUAAUAUAUUUACUGUUAAAUAAUGGUGGAAGCUUAAAUAUUGUGAAUCAAAAUAAUUGUACUCCUUUGGUAUAUGCAACUGAAAAAAUCUUAAAAUAAUUAGGAAUGAAAUAAAAGGGGAUUGUUUCUGUUUCUAAACAAUUUACAGAUAUUAAAAAUGAUGAAAUACUUUAAUCAAAAGAUAUCGCUAUUUAAUGUGAUUGA
Messenger RNA from Paramecium sonneborni, 2851 nucleotides. The record is from the annotation of a GenBank genome assembly. Lineage: Eukaryota; Ciliophora; Oligohymenophorea; Peniculida; Parameciidae.